GGUCAUUUGAUAUUGAAUGUCCCCGUAGCAUUCAAAAUGAUGAAGAGCGCCUAUGAUCACAUGGUUCAGCUAAAAGCGGGGCCCCAACUAUGAAUUAUCCCUAAAUUGCAGUAAACAAAGACAACAUUUGACUUGAGACUUCUUCAGAUUUUAAGAGUAAUCUCUCUGUAAAGAAAGACUGACUUUAGAAGUCUUUGGUAAACGGUAACAAGUGUGAAGUGAAUAUAUAGCGCAUCGGGCUGGUGGGUUGGGUGCUACUCCAAAAAUUUUUCCCUAAAAUAAAUGUGGAUAAAAAUAAGUUUUUUACUGUUUUAGGUGGACAAAAGUAAUUCUGUCGGAAUUUACCAAAUACGUUCUACUCAUUUUGUAUUAAAUUCAGAUUUGACAAAUCCAAAUCUACUUAUCGUGUGAGAGUUCUAUUUUUCAGAAAAAUAAGAAGAUUCGAAUUUGCCUAAUCCGAUUGUUUUUAGUUACGGAUUUGGUAAAUUCGUCAUGAUUAAAUUUGUCUACACUCUCUAAAAAAAUAUAUGUUUAUCCAGCUACUUCCAUUAAAGUCAUAUUUUGGUAAAAACGUCUUCACGGGGGUAAUUAAGUGCCAAUAUGGGAUGCUGACCUUUGAUUCAAAGGAACAAAAAUACUCCCUUUUUCCUAAACGAUUAUGUUGUUUGUAAUUAUAAUUAAAUAUUCCCUCUCUUCUAAAGUAUUGUAUAGUUUGAAUUUUUUACUUUUAUUUCAAUUUGUAUUAUAGAUAAAAAUCUGUACAAUAAUUUUAGAACGGAAGAAAUACAACAAACAAGAUAAUCAUUUUGAGAUAGAUGGAGUUUAUUGUUAAAGAAAGACUUGCCUCUGUUCAUCAAAAAGAGAAGACUCACAGUUUGGAGUCUUGGUCGUCUUGGAUUAUGCAAAUUAACCCAAAAAGUAAAUUAUCAAAGAAAGGAAGACUUUACCUGAGAAGUUGCUCCGAAUCUGUCAAAUUAAUGAAAAAACUAGCCACCAUUUUGAUGUGGGGAGACAAAUUAAGCAGCUCUAUUGAACCCUUAUAAUCUGUGUCGGGUGCAUUUGAAUUCUUCUUCUUCUCCUCCUCCCCUGCUCCCGGUAGCUUUGAGUGUCAUUCUUUGUUUACACAGAAAAAAAUAUGAAAAAAGAAACAGAAACAAUGUCAGUUAUUCCAGAUGCUGCUGUGAGUUUCCUGCUGGACAAUCUCACCCAAGUACUCAGCUACAACUAUCAUCUAGUUGCAAAUGUUAAGGACAACAUUCUGAAACUCCAACAGGAGCUCAAGACUCUCCAGGGCUUGAUGAAUGAUUUCACCAAGUACGAUCACGACAGCGAGUUCAUCCGGCAAACCGUGAAAGAAAUGAAAGAAGUGAUUCUGGAAGCUGAAGACACUGUUGAUACUUACCUACUUCAGGCCGCCGUGGAUAGUAAAAGGAAUUGGGUGGUUAAAACUUUCUAUAAACUCAAAGAUUAUCCCUUCCUCCUUCGAUCCUCCGGGAAAAAAAUCGAAGAUGUGGGUGUCAAAAUUGGGAAGAUCAUGGAUGAAAAGUUGAAGAGUAGAAUUGAUCUGCUUCAACUUGAGGCCAACAUUAACCUUGAUCGCCGCGGAAAAUCUUCUGAGGUAAACACCACUACAAAACUACUUCGAUUAUCGGUUUUUCUCCUGUGUUUCUAUUAUUGCUUAGUCCAUCUAUAUUCUUUUCUUGUUGCAAUGAUGUGAUUUCUAGUGAUUGGAAGAGUCAAGAGUGAAAUUAUACACUGAUAUAAAUGUGACAGUUCAAUAGGAAAAAAGAGUGAAAAUAUUCACUACUAAUAUAAAUGUGACAGUUCAGUAGAACAAUUUUAGAAUGCUGUAAACUCGGCAGAUAAAAAUCAAUAUUGUACAUCGAAAUUUAAAGUACAAACUCCUCAUUUGAAGUUUCUAGAUAAUGAUGCAUGUACCAUUUAUGGAAGCCAAAUUACAUUGAAGUGUUAGUAUACCAUAUUACUUGUACUAAGGUUUCCCUUCCUAUUGUUGAUUUGGGUUUCAUACGAAAGAUGCCUAAAGUUGAGGAAGAGCAUGUGAUUGGGUUUGAUGGCGCUGCCGAAAGGGUGGUAAGACUUCUAACAGGAGGAGUAGAACAUCUUGAAACUAUUUCGAUAGUUGGGAUGUUAGGACUGGGGAAGACAACCCUUGCCAAGAUGGUGUACAAGGAUCCUGAUGUUGAUUACGAGUACAUGAUUCGGGCGUUUGUCUACAUUUCAAGAGAAUAUGACAAGAAGGAAGUGUUGCUAAAAAUUUUGAAUUCUGUUACCCAGAGUGACAGUGAGGUUACUAAGAUGGAUGAGGCAGAGUUGGAAGAAUAUCUCAAGAAACAAUUAGAGGGAAAACAUUACUUAAUCGUGUUGGACGAUGUUUGGGAGACAAAAGAUUGGGAUAAAUUCAAAGAUGCGUUUCCUUAUAAUGAAAACAAACGGUGUCGAGUCCUCGUAACCACUCGCAAUGAAAGCGUGGCAAGGCAUGCGAACCGAAUCAAUAACGACGCCAUUUAUAAGCUGGAGUUUCUACCAUUGGAAGACAGCCGAAAGUUACUUAGGUGGAGGGUUUUUCAUAAAGAUGAAUGCCCUGAGGAGUUACAAAGCUACGAGGUGGAAAUUGCUAACAAAUGCGCUGGUUUGCCUUUAGCUCUGGUGGUUAUUGCAGGUGUUAUUUUCAAUCAUCCGAAAAGAGCCGAUUGGUGGAAACAUGUGGCCAACAGCGUGAAGGAUUACAUAGUCAUGGAUGCGGCACAAGCCAUCAAGGUGAUAGAAUUGAUGUAUAAGCACUUGCCAAACCACUUGAAACCUUGUUUCCUUUAUCUCGGUGUGUUUCGCGAAGACUUUGAGAUACCUGUGUGGAAAUUAGUGCGUCUGUGGGUAUCUGAAGGGCUCAUACGACAGGCGGAGAGUUUCAACUUGGAAGAUAUUGCAGAGCAAUAUCUGGAAGAGCUUGUUUGUAGAAACUUGGUAAUGGUUGGACAACGGAGGUCAAAUGACAGAAUAAAAACCUGUCAUGUGCAUGAUACGCUCCGCGAGUUCUGCAAGAAAGAAGCAAAGGAAGAGAACUUUUUCCAAGAAAUCAACAAGGAUAACCUGCCUUCCUUUUUAUCUGAAAAUCCGACCAUUGAUCAAUAUCGCCGCCUUUGCAUCAACAAUGUCAAUGUUUCAGAUUACCUUUCUAGAGGACCGCCUCCAGGUAAGUGUGUCCGUUCUUUCUUAGCUUGUCAUAAAGAAGAAACACAAUUGGAAGCAAAACUUAGUUCAUUCAUCCCAAAGGCUUUCAAGCUUCUCAGGGUGUUGGAGGUCCAACCAUUCUUGUUUGAUCGGUCCCCGCCUGACAUGUGUGGCCUUGUUCUUUUGAAGUAUAUAGCCAUUUCCGGCACAUUUUCAAUCCUCCCUCCAGCCAUUUUAAACUUGUGGAAUUUGCAAACUCUCAUAGUAAACACCACUUCUCGCAGCCUACAGAUCAAAGCCGAGGUAUGGAAGAUGCCACAAUUCCGGCAUCUGCAUACCAAUGCAUCAACUAGUUUGCCUUCCCUGGCGACCAAUAGCCGUCAAAAAAGACAGAAAAUAAUGGAUGAUGCUCUAUCAUACAAAAAUGUCCAAACACUAUGCACCAUUUCACCUGAAAGUUGCGAAAAAGAAGUCUUUGAUUGGACUCCCAAACUUAAGAAACUCGGCAUUUAUGGCUCAUUGUCAAGGCUGUUUGAGGUUAGUAGUGCUGAACCGAGUUUAUUUAAGUAUCUGAGCAAGUUGGAAUCUCUUGAAAACUUGAAGCUAAUGAAUGACGACGUGAGCUCUAAGCUCAGCGCUCUUCCUCCAUCUAGAAGCUUUCCGCGGCAAUUAACAAAGAUCACGCUGUUGAAUACACUGCUGGACUGGAAAUAUAUGUCUACAUUAGGGGAGCUUGAUAACCUUGAGGUUCUCAAGCUGAAAGAACAUGCAUUUCAAGGACAAGUGUGGAAAACCGGACGAGGCGGUUUCCUCCGUCUCAAACACUUGCACAUCGGGCGCACUGAUUUGGUGUCAUGGGAAGCUUCAAGGGAUUAUUUUCCGGAACUGAGAAGCCUGGAACUCAACUGUUGCGAUAAGCUUCAGGCUAUUCCGCACGGUUUGGCCGAUAUUCCGUGCCUUCAGUCAGUGAUCCUUCAUUGCACAAACCCACUGGUAGCUUCCUCUGCUAGGAGACUUCAGGUUUUGAGGCUUGAACAAGCUAACAGAGGCAAUCGAAGCAACAAAUUCAAGCUCUCUGUUUAUCCUCCAGAGCAUUCAUCAGGUUGUCCAGUUUGAAGGAAUCAAAUUAAUUGUGAUAUGUGAAGAUCGAUGAUGUUCAUCAUGAGAAUUACUAAGUGGAAUAUAUCUUCCUACAGGACUGACUACUCUGCUUCCAUUUCCUUGUUUCAUUGCAACUACUGAAGCCCUCAAACUUUGAUCAAAUUAGGAAACGGUAAUCCAUUUGAUUCCAAUCCUGGUGGGUUACUUUCUGAUGAUUGAUUUCCAAAAGAUGAAUUUGGUGGACUUGUUUCAUACUCAUUUACAAAUGGUUUGGAUGUGUGUAAUCAAAUUGGCUUAAUCUUAUCCAAUUGGCCGAUUUUAUUAGUUGGUGUAAUUUCCAGGGACCAAAAAUUAGUAUCUAGGUGGCACUUUGAUAUGUUAUAUUGCAAAAUUUUUUGAAUCACUACGUGGUGAAAAAAUAUUAAAAAAUCUUAUAAAAAUGUUCUAAUUUAUGUAAAAUAAUAUUAGAAUUAAAAAUAUUAAACAAAAACACAUAAUACAAAUUUAUCAAAAAAG
Messenger RNA from Oldenlandia corymbosa var. corymbosa, 4806 nucleotides. The record is from the annotation of a GenBank genome assembly. Lineage: Eukaryota; Viridiplantae; Streptophyta; Magnoliopsida; Gentianales; Rubiaceae.